CGAAGAAGGUAACAUUAAAUACAAUCAAGCAAAGAAAUCACACAACGUGCACCAAACUCGAUCGAUACAGAGCGAUAAAACAGCAUUAAAAUCGGCAGAAGCCAAACAAAUCAAUCAAAAUACAAUCACAGAAAACAAAACUGCCAAGAAAAGUUCCACAAGUUUGGACCCGGCCUAUGGAAUAUGCACUGAUCAUGAAGAAUCUAUGGACUACUACUGCCAAGACCAUCAUCAUCUAGUCUGCGUCUCAUGCAUCAACGAGCGGAAACAUAUCGCAUGCGAAAUAAGUCGUGCAUCCCAUCACACCGAGACAAGCGUUACACGUGUGAACGCCGAUUUGCUUUCAUCGCAAGGACAGACAAGAGAAGAAAACAGCACAUUAGAGAAAACAAACCGGGCAAUUAAGCCCGAAUCUUACAUUAAAAACAAUACAAGGCCAGAAAAAGCAGAUCUGACAGUGAUAGAUCGGUCUAACAGUAGACCCAACCACCAUCAAGAUACCUCCAAACGUCUUGUUGUGCCAAGCCACAAGAGUAGACCAUCAGCCAACCAAGCCAUUAUCACUUCCGGUGCUGAUAAUCGUGUAGCGCUGUCAACAAAAGAGCAGCCGAUAUUUAACGAAAUUGCGAGGUUUAAAAUGUCUUUAGUAGAGCAUCUGGAUAAACUUGAAGACGACUUGAAGAAGGAGAUGGAGGUUUUAUGUAGUAACUACGAGGAAAUGAUGCAGUGCAAAAUCGACGGAACACGCAAACUCAGGGACGCUAUACAGAACGCACUGAACAUGGCCAAUAACGCUGACCCUGAGGGCGUUGCACCUCAGUCCAUGAGGGAUGAAUGCGAUGAAUAUGAACGCAUGACUAAAGAAGAAAGAACAGAUUUUAAGGAUGUAGAAUUAAAAUUUAUGCCAGAAGACAAUCUAUCAGUACUGGCAAACACAGUUAAACAACUGGGAAGAGUGAAUGCUUUAAAGAAGCAGAACCAAAACAGAUUUUCGAAACCAUUUAUCCAUCGUUCCGCCCAGAUUACCGGUCUACUAAAUGGCAAACGAGACGGCGAUACAAAGGACUCCAUUUUCAACUCGGUUGACAUGGGAUCAUCUGGCGACAUUAUUGUCGCCGACUUCAACAACUGCAGCGUCAAGCUUUUUGACCAUACCGGUAUGUUUCUGUCUCAGAUGAAGCUUUCAUCCGUUCCUCGUGGUGUUUGUUUUGUAGAAGACAAAACUGCUGCAAUUUCACUGCCAAAAGAGGGCAUCAUAAAACUGAUGUCAAUCGAGGGGAAUUUUCUGACGCAUUUGAAGGACCUACAUACGUCAUUUAAAGCCUACAGGAUGUGUGGUUACCGGAGUAAGCUUCUCGGAAUAUGCUACUCGCAGGGAACCAGAAGUGUAUCGGUUGUUGAACAAAGCGGACAAAUCGGGAAAACCAUCACCAAGAGAAAAGACAAAACCGGUCAUGGAGGCGUGGCAUACGAUCCGGCAAAAAAUCUUACGUACAUGUCCGACCGCGAGCAGAUUUGUUGCUAUGGUGACAAUGGCGAUGUAAUAUUUCGGAACACGUUCCGUCGAGCUGACCUUCGUGGAAUGACUUUGGAUUGCCAAGGUAAUCUAUACGUCUGCUCGCAUGAAACGAAAAGUGUUCUGCAGAUAGACCAGAAUGGAACGCUAGCGAAAUCUAUUUCGGUUCCAAUUCCACCGCAAGAUGUCGCCAUCCAACCGAUGGGAAACACAAUGGUUGUUGUUGGCCUCGGCAAUGUUGCAUACGUGUAUAAUCUUACUUAGAUGAAAUUCACAUAUGAACAUAUUUACAUAAGAAGUUUUUGCAUGAAAUAGUUUUCCAACGCUGAAGUAUGAACAAAUACAAACACGCGUAUAUGUUCUAAUCAAUAGAUCUACGACGAGUAAGUCACGCGA
Dreissena polymorpha is the source of this 1912-nucleotide messenger RNA. RefSeq lists its product as uncharacterized. Lineage: Eukaryota; Metazoa; Mollusca; Bivalvia; Myida; Dreissenidae. The record is from RefSeq and is a predicted model, not a curated record. The transcript has 3 exons. Bases 206 to 1780 code for a protein of 524 amino acids.